AAACUACGACACGUUAGCAACUAUGCUUCGUGCGACAUCCUCUAUGCUAGUGCCGACCGCCCGUGCCAUGCCUGGCGUGGCUCAGCUUGCCGCAGCUGGUGGUGGUGUGGUGGCCGGCUGGCGUGGCCUCUCAUCGUCUGUCUUUGCGGCUGAUAAGGCUGGCGCGGUGGCGAAGAAGCAGACACUCGAGGUGAGCGUGGAGAACGGCGUGGCUGUUCUCACCCUCGACAUGCCUGGCUCGAAGAAGAACGUGCUCAACGAUGCGCUCAUGGGCGAGUUCACCUCGGCCCUCCGCAAAAUUAAGUCGGACCCUGCUGUCAAGGCUGCGGUGGUCAUUUCGGGCAAGCCCGGGACCUUUAUCGCCGGCGCCGACAUCAACAUGCUUGCGGCGGCCGAGACGGCGGCCGAAGUGGAGGCCAAGGCCAAGGGCGGGCAGGAGGCGCUGGACAUGCUGGCGACGCUCGGCAAGCCGACCGUGGCCGCCAUCCACGGUGAGGCGCUCGGCGGCGGCCUCGAGGUCGCCCUCGCCUGCGACUACCGCAUGAUCACCGACUCGCCGCGGACGGUUCUCGGCCUGCCCGAGGUCAUGCUCGGCCUACUGCCGGGCGCCGGCGGAACGCAGCGUCUGCCGCGUCUGGUCGGCCUCAUCGAGGCUGUGACCAUGAUGACGACGGGGGCCAACGUCCGCCCGUCCAAGGCCAAGCGCAUCGGUCUCGCCGACGCCGUGGUCAAGGCGCUCGGCGACGGUGUUGCCGACGCCGAGACCAACACGCUCAACUACCUGCGCAAGGUCGCCGUCGACCGCGCCGCGGCACUUGCCGACGGCUCGGCCCGCAUCCCUCGCGCGAGCCGAAGCUCCUCUCGACCCGCGGCAUCACCCAGCUGCUCACCGAGAAGUUUGCGCCCGGCCGCAACUUUGUGCUCGACAAGGCGCGCGAGAAGAUCAUGAAGCUGACGCAGGGCAACUAUCCGGCGCCGCUUGCCAUUCUCGAGACGGUCAAGGCCGGGCUCGAGGAGGGCAUGGUCCGUGGCCUCGCCAAGGAGGCCUCCGAGUUUGGCCGCCUCUCGCAGACCUUCCAGUCCAAGGGCCUUGUCUCGCUCUUCUUUGCCCAGCAGCACUGCAAGAAGAACCGGUUCGGCACGCCCGACGCGCCCAUCAACAACGUCGCCGUCCUCGGCGCCGGCCUCAUGGGCGCCGGUGUGGCUCAGGUCUCGGCCGUCAAGGGCAUGAACGUCAUCCUCAAGGACGCGUCCGAGCAGGGCCUUGCCAACGGCAUGGCCCAGAUCCAGGGCAACCUCGACAAGCGGGUCAAGAAAAAGGCGACCACAUCGCUUGAGGCCAACCGGGCUGUGGCCCGCGUCACGCCGCAGCUCGACUACGCGGGCUUUGACAACACCGACCUCGUCAUCGAGGCCGUCUUUGAGGACCUCGAUCUCAAGAAGAAGAUCGUCAAGGAGACCGAGGCUUCGCUCAAGAAGGGUGCCAUCUUUGCCUCGAACACCUCGGCGCUGCCCAUCAAGGACAUUGCCACCGCCUCGCGCGACCCGUCCAAGGUCAUCGGCAUGCACUACUUCUCGCCCGUCGACAAGAUGCAGCUCCUCGAGAUCAUCACCACCGACAAGACUUCGGACGCCACCGCCGCCGCCGCCGUCGACGUCGGCCUCCGCCAGGGCAAGACCGUCAUCGCCGUCGGCGACGGCCCAGGCUUCUACACCACCCGCAUCCUCGCGCCCAUGCUCGCCGAGGCCAUCGCCCUCCUCAUGCGCGGCGUUGAGUUCAAGAAGCUCGACACCGCGUCCAAGAAGAUGGGCUUCCCCGUCGGCGCUGUCACCCUUGCCGACGAGGUCGGCCUCGACGUCGGCAUGCACGUCUCGGACUCGCUCUCCAAGGCUUUCCCCACGCGGGUCGGCGGCCCGCACGCCGACGCCGGCGUUGCCGCCCUCAAGGCCAUGGUCGACGCCAAGUACCUCGGCCGCAAGGCCGGCAAGGGCUGCUUCAUCUACGAGGGCGGCAAGUCCAAGUCGCGCGCCGUCAACGACGCCGCCGUCAAGAUCUUCACCUCGGCCAAGCCCGCCGGUCUCUCCACCAUGUCCAAGGACGUCUCCGACGAGGACCUUGGUCUCCGCCUUGUUGCCCGCUUUGUCAAUGAGGCCGUUCACUGCCUCGACGAGGGCAUCCUCCACUCGGCCACCGAUGGCGACGUCGGUGCCGUCUUUGGCCUCGGCUUCCCGCCCUUCUACGGCGGCCCGUUCCGUUUUGUCGACGUCUUUGGCGCCGACAACCUUGUCGAGCUCAUGGCUCGUUUCAAGGACGAGGACGGCGGUGCCGAGCACUGGGACCCUUCGCCGGUGCUCCUCGACAUGGCCAAGUCGGGCAAGAAGUUCCACAACUAAUGUCUUUGCCCAUGCAAGUCGAUACCUGUAACACGCACCUCCUCUCGUUU
Molecule: messenger RNA, 2444 nt
Organism: Thecamonas trahens ATCC 50062
Lineage: Eukaryota; Apusomonadida; Apusomonadidae
Product: hadha protein
Exons: 1
Coding region: 946-2394 (482 amino acids)
Biological process (GO): fatty acid beta-oxidation
Cellular component (GO): mitochondrial fatty acid beta-oxidation multienzyme complex
Molecular function (GO): long-chain (3S)-3-hydroxyacyl-CoA dehydrogenase (NAD+) activity; NAD+ binding; enoyl-CoA hydratase activity
Source: RefSeq, a predicted model, not a curated record